CAUGUUAUUGCGAUGUCUGUGUUCCUCCUACAGUUUCAACAAAGCUGCAGAGACAACCGCCCAGGCCUCCCCCAUUUACGCCUGGAAAGUCACCUCUCCAGUGUUUGAGUGUCUGAAGCCGUUGGCUGGUCCUGAACCGUUUGGCUCUUUCUCCACUAGCAAACAGCCUCACAAUGUACCUCAAUCGCUCUUAAAUCUAGUUUUUAAACGUUUUUAUUCCGCUCUGCGCCGAUGUGAACGGGACCGGACGCUUAUUUGGGAAUUUAUCUGACGACCUGUCACCUCAAAGCAGCUUUAUAACGCUUUGUUUGGGCACUAUUUCACAAAAUAACCGUGGAGGAGGAAAUUCCACACAAGCAGUGAAAGGCACCCCUCGCGCUCAUCCGGGUUUAAAAUUGUCAAGACUUCUCAGCUGCUAAAGUUUCACAUUGGAGCAAGACCUGAUCACAUGGUGCUGAGACACUUGGUUUGGAUCCUUAAAAAGCGUUUACCUUGCGGAAAUAGAGCUGAUAGUGUGGCUUGUGUCCUGUUUGCUGACCUCAUGGUGUAAGCUGGUGUGAAGAUGAGUAUUAGCAGCGAUGAGGUCAACUUCCUGGUGUAUAGAUACCUGCAGGAGUCAGGGUUUUCCCACUCGGCCUUCACAUUCGGCAUCGAGAGCCACAUCAGUCAGUCCAACAUCAACGGUGCCCUAGUGCCCCCUGCUGCACUGAUCUCCAUCAUCCAGAAGGGCCUGCAGUAUGUCGAAGCUGAAGUCAGCAUCAAUGAGGAUGGCACGCUGUUUGACGGGCGGCCGAUUGAGUCUCUAUCACUGAUUGACGCGGUGAUGCCCGAUGUUGUACAGACUCGGCAGCAGGCUUAUCGAGACAAACUAGCCCAACAGCAAGCUGUCGCUGCACCCUCUGCGGCCACCGCUAACAUGCAGGGUAACGCCAAAAACGGAGAGAACACCACAAACGGAGAGGAGAACGGUGCUCACGCCUUACCUAAUAACCAUGCAGACAUGAUGGAGGUGGAUGUGGACGUGGAGAUCCCUCAGAAUAAAGCCAUGGUGCUUCGUGGUCACGAGUCCGAGGUCUUCAUCUGUGCCUGGAACCCUGUCAGUGAUCUGCUCGCUUCUGGGUCCGGGGAUUCCACGGCACGGAUCUGGAAUCUGAGCGAGAACAGCAGCAGCUCCUCCACGCAGCUCGUCCUCAGGCACUGCAUACGGGAAGGCGGCCAAGACGUGCCCAGUAACAAAGACGUGACAUCGCUAGACUGGAAUAGCGAAGGAACACUUUUAGCCACAGGCUCUUAUGACGGCUUCGCAAGAAUAUGGACAAAAGAUGGUAAUCUGGCCAGUACACUGGGUCAACAUAAAGGUCCAAUAUUUGCAUUAAAAUGGAACAAAAAAGGAAACUUCAUCCUCAGCGCCGGUGUCGAUAAGACAACAAUCAUCUGGGACGCUCACACAGGAGAGGCCAAACAGCAGUUCCCAUUUCAUUCAGCACCUGCUCUUGAUGUGGACUGGCAGAGCAACAACACAUUUGCCUCCUGUAGCACAGACAUGUGCAUCCACGUGUGCAAACUGGGCCAGGACCGGCCCAUUAAAACAUUCCAAGGACACACAAAUGAAGUUAAUGCAAUCAAAUGGGACCCGACCGGAAACCUGCUGGCGUCGUGUUCUGAUGACAUGACUCUGAAGAUUUGGAGUAUGAAACAGGACACUUGCGUUCACGACUUACAAGCUCACAGCAAAGAAAUCUACACUAUCAAAUGGAGCCCCACAGGUCCAGGAACCAACAACCCCAACGCCAAUCUAAUGCUGGCCAGCGCUUCCUUUGACUCCACUGUUCGGCUUUGGGACGUAGAUCGAGGCAUCUGCAUCCACACACUAACCAAACACCAGGAGCCCGUGUACAGCGUGGCCUUCAGCCCUGACGGACGUCAUCUAGCCAGCGGCUCUUUCGACAAAUGUGUCCAUAUCUGGAACACGCAGACUGGUGCUUUAGUCCAUAGCUACAGGGGAACAGGGGGCAUUUUUGAAGUUUGCUGGAACGCAGCAGGAGACAAAGUAGGAGCAAGUGCAUCAGACGGUUCUGUUUGUGUAUUAGAUCUGCGGAAAUAGCGCUGCUUGCUGGAAGCCAUGGACCGACUAUGAAUGUGUACAUAGCCAAAAUGACUGUCCCUGACCCUCAAACUGCUACAGUCCCCAAUGAACCAUGGCCAGCCACUACAGACAAAAACAAACAACAACAACAACAACAAGCACCCUAACGCAACAGGCCGAGCGGAUGUGAUUCCAACCAGAGACAUUCAAAUGACUUUUUUAAGUGAGACAGGUUGAAAAAAAAAACAAUAUAACAAAGGAAGAAUGGCAACAGGACUGGUAUAUGUACCAAAUUUGGAAGAUAUUUUACUAUUUGUUCUUCAAAACCAAUGUCAUCAAAAUAAACAAACGAAA
Messenger RNA from Triplophysa rosa, 2440 nucleotides. RefSeq names its product TBL1X/Y related 1a (gene tbl1xr1a). The record is from RefSeq and is a predicted model, not a curated record. Gene Ontology annotation, cellular component: histone deacetylase complex. Gene Ontology annotation, molecular function: transcription corepressor activity; protein binding. The transcript has 17 exons. NCBI's taxonomy places the organism in Eukaryota, Metazoa, Chordata, Actinopteri, Cypriniformes, Nemacheilidae. Bases 563 to 2104 code for a protein of 513 amino acids. Gene Ontology annotation, biological process: regulation of transcription by RNA polymerase II.